This is a messenger RNA of Paramecium sonneborni, 1918 nucleotides long. The record is from the annotation of a GenBank genome assembly. Lineage: Eukaryota; Ciliophora; Oligohymenophorea; Peniculida; Parameciidae.
UGAAGAUUAGAAAUAAAUGAGAUAAGGAUUGAACAAAAGGAAAUUAGAAAGUAUUUAUUUAAUUUUAAAAUGAGGUUUCGGCUUUUGUUCUUCAAAUCCUUAUGAUCCUCGUACUUAAUAAGAAUUAGUGUUGCAUAUAUCAAAUUAAGUUUAGAAAGGAAAUGAUUUUACAAUAAAAAUGUAUAGUUGGAUGAAAAUUUCAAUAUUAAAAAAGAAGAUAAAUGAAAUAACUAAAUUAGAUUUAGCUAAUAUAAGAAUUCUUUAUAAAAAUCAAGAACUUUCUUUAAAUAAAUAAGAUCUAGAAGUAAAAUAAAUUAAUAAAAUGAAAGGAAUAUGGGAUAAAAAAUCAUGUCACUCUUAAAUUAAUGGCUAGAAAAUAGGGAGAAUAAUUAUAUUUUAUCAACAGUAUUCAUAAUAUUUUGGAAGAAUCAAAGAAAACUUAAGAAGAAUUUUAGAAUGCAAAAUGGGCAGUAGAAGGCGCAUUUAUGACAGGAAUAACACCAAAAUUAACAGCAUUUGGUACUUAAGGAACAUAUAUAUUGGAGGAUUAAAAUCAUAAACCAGUUGCUAUUUUUAAACCAUAUGAUGAGGAAGCAUUUGCGUAGAUUUUUAAAUAAGAAUUUAUAGUCCAAAUAAUCCAAGAGGUAUGAGAGCUAAAAUGAAUUCUCCAGGAUUAAGAUAAGGUAUUUUAUCAGGAGAAGGAGUUGAUAGAGAAGUAGCAACAUAUUUGAUAGAUUAAUCAUCUUAACAUUAUCAUGAUGGUAAUUUAUGAAAAUAUAUAAUUUAGUUCCUCUUACUAAUUAUGUUUAAAUUUGUCAUUCUGCAUUUCAUGAAGCUGAAGAAUAUAAAUAAUUUUAAUAUGAGAAGAUUCCAAUUAAAGAGGGAUCAUUUUAAUUAUAUGUUAAACAUGAUGAUAAUGUUGGAAAUUUUGGAAGUAGGUUAUUCCCUUCUCUUGAAGCUAGAAAAAUAGCUAUUUUAGAUAUUAGAAUUUUAAAUUGUGAUAGAAAUGAAGAAAAUAUUUUAGUUAGAAAAAAGUAUAUACUUAUUAAUCUUAUAUUAUUAUAGAAAGAUAAAAUAACCACAAGGAUAAACUAGAUAAGCAUAUGAUUAUUUUCUUAUACCUAUUGAUCAUGGUUAUGCAUUUCCAGAUUCUUUUAAAAUUUGUAGAGAUGAACUGGUUUGGUAUCAUUGGGGAUAAAUGACUUAAUAAUUUACUCAAGAAGAAAAAUAUUUUAUUGAUAAAAUAGAUCCAAUUAAAGAUGUUUAAAUCUUAAGAGAGAAAGUUAAAUUAAGAGAAAUUUGUUUAAGAAAUACUAGAAUUUCUACAACUUUAUUAAAACUUGGUACAUAAGCAGAUUUGACUAUCCAUGAUAUUUCGUAUAUAAAAUUAUUUAUUUUAUAGUGAAAUUUUAUAUAGAGAAGAUCCAGAUGAAUUAUCACCUAUUGAAAUAGCUAUUAGUAAAGCCUAGCAUAAUUACGAGUAUAUUAAUAUAUAUUUAUAAAUAGUAAUAAUAUAAGAGUACCAAAAGGAUAUUCUAAUUUUAAUGAUAAAAUAUUUUCAAAUAAUUUAGUUUAAAAAUCUUUAGAAUUUGAUUCAUCUAGUUUAUAAAAACAAGAAAAAGUUAAAUAAAUUAAACCAUUAAUAAAAUUAGAAAAAAUUGAUGAAAAUGAAAUUGUUUAAAAUGAAACUUUGAUUAAAGAUAAUUAAGGAAUAUAAACAUCAGAUAAAAAAUUAGUUAGAGUAGGAUCAGAAUAAGAAAUAAAAAAAUGUUCAAAAUAUAUAGAAAAAGAAUGGAAUGAAGAUUUUUAUUCUCAUGUGGCUUAUUUCUUGCAAUAAAUAAUUGAUAACAAAUUGCAAGAAAAAUAACAAUCUCCUCGUAGGUAUAGAUCUAGAUACAUAAGUGAAGAAGUUAAAUGA